Spinacia oleracea (spinach) is the source of this 1628-nucleotide messenger RNA. RefSeq lists its product as uncharacterized. Bases 65 to 1315 code for a protein of 416 amino acids. The record is from RefSeq and is a predicted model, not a curated record. Gene Ontology annotation, molecular function: oxidoreductase activity. NCBI's taxonomy places the organism in Eukaryota, Viridiplantae, Streptophyta, Magnoliopsida, Caryophyllales, Amaranthaceae. The transcript has 8 exons.
UAAAAGCUGCCACAUAGAGCUUGUUCGGAAACAUUCAGUCAUUCUGUCCUCAUUCGGAUAAGUUAUGGCGUCUGUCACUCUUACCGGCAGCAGCUCCUCCUCCCACACAACACCAUCUCUCCUCAGAAACAAUGCCUGUUUCACCCGCUUCAACUUCACGCGCCGCUCCUUUCAGCCGCGGAGAAACACCGCUGCGAAUUACGCCGUUCAAGCUAGUCUUGGACAAAACCAGAAAACUCCAUUGCAGUACAGAAAGCUCGGCGACUCGGAUCUUCUUAUCAGCGAAAUCACCCUCGGCACUAUGACAUUUGGAGAACAAAAUACGGAGAAAGAAGCUCACGAUAUUCUGAGUUAUGCAUUUGAUCAGGGCAUCAACAUCUUUGACACUGCAGAAGCUUAUCCGAUCCCAAUGAAGAAGGAAACACAAGGAAAAACAGAUCUUUAUAUAGGUAGCUGGUUGAAGUCUCAGCCCCGUGAUAAGGUUAUUAUAGCAACAAAAGUAUGUGGUUAUUCGGAGCGUUCCGGUUAUAUCCGUGACAACGCAGAGGUAUUGCGUGUUGAUGCUUCUAAUAUAAAGGAAAGCGUGGAGAAAAGCCUUAAGCGGCUCAACACUGACUAUAUUGAUUUACUACAAAUUCAUUGGCCAGAUCGCUAUGUUGCGUUAUUUGGAGAAUUUACUUACGAUUACAACAAAUGGAGGGAAGGUGUGCCAUUUGAGGAACAACUUAAGGCCUUGCAAGAAGUUGUUGAUGAAGGAAAGGUAAGAUACAUUGGUGUCUCAAAUGAAAGUUCUUAUGGGGUUAUGGAGUUUGUCCAUGCAGCAAAACUCGGAGGCCUUCCGAAGAUUGUUAGCAUUCAGAACUGCUACAAUCUACUCACUCGUUGUCGGUUUGAAGUUGACCUGGUUGAAGUUUGUCAUCCAAACAAUUACAAUAUUGGUCUGCUUGCCUAUUCUCCUCUGGGUGGUGGAAAUCUCACUGGAAAAUAUUUGGAUCCCAGUUCUGAAGCUGCUAAGAAAGGAAGGCUGAAUCUUUUCCCUGGUUAUAUGGAAAGAUAUAUUAGCUCCUAUGCAAAGAUAGUAACUGCCAAGUAUGUUGAGCUGGCCGACAAAUAUGGUCUGUCUCCAGUGCAGCUAGCACUUGCCUUUGUCAGAGAUCGUCCUUUCGUGACUAGUUCAAUCAUCGGUGCAACUUCAGUUGAUCAACUUAGAGAAGACAUUGAUGCAUUUUUGACAGCCGAGCGGCCAUUGACUCAAGAAAUAAUGCAAGAUAUUGAAUACAUUUUCAAGAGGAACAAGGACCCAGCUAUUGAUUAAGUAUUUUCAUCCGAGGUAUGGUGCUGUGUUAUUAUAGACGUUAAGAGAGCGGGGGAACCUCAUGAGCCUGGUCAAUAUCGAAGUAAUCGAACCCAUGACACGGGUGUAGCAAUACUUUCCCCCUCCCCCGAGUCACCGAGUCUCAUUUUGAUUGAACAUCCUUAUAUUCAUUUGUAACAUGCUUAGGUUAACUAUCUCUCAAAAGUUACCUUUGUGGAUACAAAAUUUGUUGUACCAAGUAGGUAAGAACAGGGAGAAAAAUGUAAGCAUGUGAUUUUGGAUUGUGAUGAAAAUAAAAUAAAGCUGUUGUGCA